AGAAGAACUGGCCCAAGAGAUUGGUAUUGAAGAGUCGAGGGUCCAGGUUUGGUUCCAGAACCACAGAAGAAGACACCUGAGGAAGAGCCGGCCGGCCUCUGGGGCUGCCUCGACAUCAGUGGCUGGGGAGCAGCCUCCCCCUCGGUCUCCAGGAAGAGUCCCCAAAGAGGCCAGAUGGAAGCGGACAUCCAUCAGCAGAUGGCAAGCCAGUGUGCUGGUGGAGGCCUUCCAGGAGAACCAGUGGCCAGGGAUCUAGACCAGAGAGGAACUGGCUUGACAAACAGGCAUCCCUGAGUGGCGAAUCCACAUCUGGUUUCAGAACCGAAGAGCUCGCCAGGCAAAGGCCAGGGCAGCAGGGGAUGGCGGGGCCGGCAUCUCCCCUCGGAGGCCUGAG
Molecule: messenger RNA, 394 nt
Organism: Orycteropus afer afer
Lineage: Eukaryota; Metazoa; Chordata; Mammalia; Tubulidentata; Orycteropodidae
Source: RefSeq, a predicted model, not a curated record